UGAGGAGCGCGACGGUGGACACUUUUAAUAAGCGUGUCCGACCGCGUUUUCGUCGUCCAAUAAUCUUGCAAGCCAUACUUGGAAAAUUGGUAGCCAGGAUAGCACAGCUGUCGCGACUCUACUUUGCUUAAAUUCUUCUCCAUCUCGCCCACGUCGUAUAAUACAUAGUUAUGCGCCAGAUGCAUGUAGCUUUGCGAUGACAAGCGCUGGAACGGUUUCUGUGACCUUGCAGUUCAUCGCCGGGCGUAGACAUGUAGCGGAGCUACCAAACCAGUGCUCCGUCGAGGACAUUGUGCGAGCGGUUGAGCAUGCCUUCGGCGCUGUCACGUCCGGUGGCGUGAAGGUCGUGCUAAGGGGCGCGGCGCUUCCAGUGGAUCGCCCGAGCCAAAAAGUAACAUUGAAGGACGGAGACCACCUACUAGUCGCCCCCCAGCGCAAAGCACCCUCGCCCGAACUCGUCGCAACCGUGACCCGCGGGUCAGUCGGCCGCCGCCACCCAGAUGAGGACGACGACGAGGACCGCAUCGCGCUCCCCCCGGGCACCCCCGCCUGGGAGGUGGCGGUGGUGGAGCUGCUCCGCACUCGCGCCCGCUGCCCGGACUGGCUGCUAGAGUGGGUGGUGCUGCUGCGGCCGCGGAGAUUCGCGCUGCUGGCUGCCUUCCUAGUGGGCUGUCGCCUGGCCUGGGCGCUAGGACUGGGCCCGGUGUUUGUGAUUGCGUGCCUCAUUGCCAGCAUCUUUGGCAACCUGGGGCGGCGGCGUGCGGGGGAGGUGUCGGCGUACUCGAUCUUCAACCGCGGGGUGCAGCGGCUGCCGGGGCAGCUGGACGCGGAUGAGAUCGACAGGCAGAUGCGGCAGGGGCAGCUGGGGUGAGGCAGGCGCGGAGGAGAGGCGGUGGUCGUGGCUGUUGGAUUGUGGCAGUGCCACCGAGGUCUAUGAGCGACUGGUGGGUUUGGUUGGUCGCCUACACGAGGUGUACGGCAUGAGGUGUUGGCCGUGCUGGCCAUGGGAGUCGAUGACAGCUGAUGACAGGGUGUCAUGGCGUGACAUCGCUGAGCCGUGGUGCUCGUGCAACGACAUGCAGGUACGGUUGCGAGGCAAAGGAGCGAUGUUGGUGCAUGCAUGCUGGGAUGGUGGCCACAUGCAGCGUGGAAGAGCACCAGCACGAGGCACCCGUAUUGGGGUCCUUACCUUGCGUCCGUGGCGUACUUUAGAGUUUAGACAGUCAGUUAGGAGUUAUGUUGUGAGGAGUUAGUGAAGCAGGCUAUUGUGUGCUUCGGAGGGACCGGUGACGUUGGGGGCGACGAGUUUGGUGCGAGGUGGCGUGAGGGGCGCUGUGUCAUCCCCGCACCUGCUCUAGGUGGUUGUCCGUCAGGGGGAAUGCUGUUGAUCGACAGGGGAGAAUGCUGUUUAGAGCCGCACCCAAUGGAGGAGGAUAGCUGUGACCGCCGUUCACUCAAAUAUGCCAGGCUGUGGCGAGAACAAGU
Molecule: messenger RNA, 1485 nt
Organism: Astrephomene gubernaculifera
Lineage: Eukaryota; Viridiplantae; Chlorophyta; Chlorophyceae; Chlamydomonadales; Astrephomenaceae
Source: the annotation of a GenBank genome assembly